Molecule: messenger RNA, 7357 nt
Organism: Podarcis lilfordi (Lilford's wall lizard)
Lineage: Eukaryota; Metazoa; Chordata; Lepidosauria; Squamata; Lacertidae
Source: the annotation of a GenBank genome assembly
GUGUGUGUGAGUCAGGCGAGGAGGAGACGCGGCGGUUGCCAUUUUGAGGGCUUCUCCGCUCGGGCUGCUGCCGCUGCUUCUUCGCCGCCUUCCGCGCCGCCCGGACCGAGAGACUCGCCUGCGCCAUCCUUCGCCUCAGAGGGGACAGGAGCGGGGGCUUCUCUCGCUCUCUUGCCUCUUUCCCGCCGUAGGAGCCUGUAGCGCAGGGACUUUUCCCGGCCCGGCCUCGCUUCGCCGCCGCCUCUUCCUCCUCCUCCUCCUCCUCCUCUCGUCCUUCCUUCCUCCCUCCCGCCGCCUCCGCCGCCACCAUUUGCCACCCCCCGGCGGCUCCGGGGCGCCGAGCUUAGGCUAUGGGGACCAGGCUGCUGGGACUGAGCAGCGGCAGAGCGGGCGGCCCGGUCACCGUGAACAGCGCAGCGGGGAUGGCGGAGCUGGGCGGCUUCUUGGUGGCCUUCUCUUGACAUGGCUCCUGCCCGUGCUGCUAGCAGCGCCGCCGCCGCCGCCUCCACUGCUCCACCCGCGCCCGCCGGCUGCGGGUAGCGAGCCAGGCCACGCCACAGUCUCCGGUCCGGUUGGGUGUCUCUUGCCGCCUGAGCCUCCCGCCGCGGGGGCUUCCAAGGAGAGGGGGGGGGAAACCGCCUAAUUAUUAUUAUUUUUACGAAGAGGGUGUGCUUGUGUGUGCUUUUUUUGUUUUUAAAAAGCACAACAACUAAACAGCUAAUAAAAAAAGGGGGAAGGACGGGUUAGUAAUCCUUUUUUCCUUUAAAUUUUUUUUUAUUUGUUUCCGGGAAAACGCGUUUUUUCCCUUUCCAAAUUUAUUCAAGUUCGCUGCGACAAAAGCCUCUUUGCAAACUCAUUUUUUUCCAAUUGAAAUUUUUUUUUGCGUGAUACUUCCCUUCCUCUCCCUUUUUUCCCCGCCCCCUUUUUUUCUUCCCCCCUCCCAAGAACCCGAGUUGUUGGUUGUUGACCAUGAAUGCAAGAGUGAAUUCCGGGCCGUAGACUUGAGUGGCCCCCGCUGCGCUGAGCACAGGCCCGCCUCUUCCUCUUGAGCAAGGAAGGGAACAACCCUCGCAAGGAGGCCAAUCGCAUCAGCCAUGCCCAGCCCCAAUUAAAGCGGCAGAGGGGAGGAGAUUUUUUUUUUUGUCCUGCCCGGGGCUUAGACUGAGGGAAGGAAGGCUAGUGGGGUGGGUUGUAGGCCUCUCCCUCCUAGGGGAGUGCUAGAUCGAGAGAUCGACUUGGGAUUCAAAAGGCCAGAUAAUCUCCCAAAUCUUCCCUCCACCUUUUUAUCAAUGGCCACCAUGAUCCCUCUUCUCUCCCACAGCCGCAGCCUCAGGGCAACCAUGUGCCUGAUGAUGAGCAGGAUGAAGUUAGAAAUGACUCUGCUGUUUUCCAAACUCCUUGCUCCUCUGCAAACCAGCACACUGUUGUCUGUGGUUGAUUAUUUUGUUGUUGGUAGGGAAACGUCUUACCUCCCAGGACAUCCACUCCUGUUCUGCACUCCCUCCUUUGCUUUCUACCAAGUCGAAUAAUUCUUGAAAAAAGAAAAAGCCAGGCAGCAUAGCAAUAGCAGAGAUCUUGAAAAUAAUCAGCAGUCAUGAAUCUGGGCGGGAUAGAACACUGUCUUUAAUUUCAGUUUUUUGGGGGGUGGCAGCGUGGGGCAAGAAACCCGCCCAAAUGGAUUGGGUCCAUGCCCGUUAUUGCUUUUUAUUCUACACACAAAUUGUGAUAAGAUUUUUUUCCCAUUCUUGCCCACUUAUUCCUGUGGUUUAAACUGUGUAUAUCAGUGUAUUUUCUUCAAAUUUCUUUGGGCUUUUGACAAUACUGCGCAAACUUUUUGUCCAAUGAUGUUUGGACUAAUAGUUACUUUGUUUUAUGACCCCUCUAAUAAGACAGUCUUGUAAAACAUUUGCCUAAGGUGCAUUUUUGGGUUACGCCUGUGUUCUAUUGAUUCAGUGGUAUUAGCAGGAAUAAAAUGACUUGUUUCUGUUGUACUCGAGUCUUAUGAAAAAGGGCCCAUAGUUUAGUGAAGGUUUCAAAAGGCUUUAGUACCAUCUGUAUUACAAAAUGGGGGACCCAAACUCCCGGAAGAAACAAGCUCUGAACAGACUUCGUGCUCAGCUUAAAAAGAAAAAAGAAUCUCUAGCUGACCAGUUUGAUUUCAAGAUGUAUAUUGCCUUUGUAUUCAAAGACAAGGUAAUUUCCUUUUUGGUUGUUCGACUUUUGUAUUGAGUGACUCUGUACCUCUGUUAGCACUCUCAAAAUUACAAUCCGAGAAUGAAUGUGGAGAGCAUUGUAAAAAUCUGUUACACUGUGUUUUCAUCAUGCCUAGGCUGUAGCUUUGAUGUUUAGUUUUGAAUCAUGAUGUUCAUUCCUUAUGCUGGGUAUCUUAACAAAACCUUGCACAGCUUUCAAAAUGUGCCAUGUGAGAGUUAAUACUGCAUUAUGGGCUAUGGUUGUACACAAAUCUGGGGAAUACGUAAAACUGAAUUUUAGAGACUCAGCACUUUGGAUUUUAAUGGGAGAUGCAUUUUUGCUUAAGCAUGUGCUUCAGCAUCCAUUUAUCUCUAAAUUUAGGUUUGCAAUAAGUUUAGGGUGUUACCCAGUUCUUAGGUUUGCAGUAAGUUUAUUUUUCUUAAAUUUUAAAAGCAUUGUAAUGACAGACUGCUUAGAAAUGAAUGAAAUGCAACAUGUUCUUUGUUUUCCCUCAUUAGAGGAAAAAGUCGGCACUCUUUGAAGUGUCUGAAGUGAUACCAGUCAUGACCAAUAAUUAUGAAGAAAAUAUCCUGAAAGGCGUGCGGGAUUCCAGCUAUUCCUUGGAAAGUUCCAUAGAGCUUCUACAAAAGGAUGUGGUUCAGCUGCAUGCACCCCGCUAUCAGUCUAUGCGCAGGGUAAAACAUUUAAUGUUCUGUCAUUUUGUUUCAGAGAUCAACAUUUUAAAAGGCUAUUAAUGCUGCUAGUAAUAUUUCUAUAUCAAAGAUCUAGAUAUAAUCAGCAGGAUUAAAAGAACUACUUUAGAUGUACCCAAUGACUUACAUGUCUUAGUGGGAUUCCCCCCCCCCCUUUGAACAGACUGCGCACCAAACCGCUGAUGGAACUUUUGCAGCAUAGAGGGGGUUGAAGUGUGGGUAUGUGGUUUGACGUUCAGUGUGUCGCUGCGUAAGGGUUUUUUGGAUUCUGCCUAUCAGGUGGUAAAUCUGUACAGUGGACCCUCGAGUUACGUACCGCUCUUGAUACGUAACUUUCAGGUUGCGAACGUGGCAAACCCGGAAGCGUAUACUUCUGGGUUUUGCCACGUGCACAUGUGCAGAAGUGCUUUGCGCACUGCGCGUGUGCGCAGAAGCGGCGCCUCCAGUUAAGGGCUUUUCAGGUUAAGUACGGACCCCCGGAACGAAUUUAAUUCGUACCCGGAGGGUCCACUGUAUUUGAAUAUUUAGUAUGCUUUGUCUAGUAGACACACUGAUUUACUUGGGUCUUUGACACCAUCCACCCUAUUCUCUUGACUGUCAUUUAAGUUAUUUUAAUGUUGUAUUUUUAAUUGUAACCCACCCUAGGACAGGUGGAUAAUAUUAAUACUACUGCUAAAUAAUAAUAGUUUUGUUGCUGUUUUGCUCUAUCCCUCUUGUAUUGUAUACAUCACUUAGAAACUUUGUUAUUAAGUGGAAUAUAAAUUAUUUAUCUAAGUUUUCAUUAUCCUGGCCCUCAAUAUUUUAACAAGUUUGUCUCUUGGUAAAAAUAGAUGUGAGAAAGAAGCAUGGAGAAAAAAUUAGAAUUGUGGAACUGGAAUAUUGGCAGAGACAUCUCAGAUGAAUGAUUGCUUUAUAUCUCUUGCAGAAAUUCAACAUAGUGGCUUAAGUUCUAUUCUGAGAGAGGAGGGGCUGCUUCUGUUCACAAUUCAGCAGAGGCUUAUCCUGGUGGAAGGGGAAGCAACUUUUGCAAAGCCCCUUCCCCCACUGUUCUAUAGGGUUUCCUAUCCCUCAAACCUUUUUUGCAGGGUGGGAACAAGAAUUGCAUAGGGAAGUGAGAAUUGUAGAAAGCUUCCUCCCAUUUCUGGCAGGAGUGUCCCAUGUGUGGGAAGGGAACUCCGGAUUCAAUUCAUACCUGUUGAACUGAAACAAAAUAGGGAAUAAACUCUUAAGCUAAAAAUACAAUUACUAUAAGCUGUGUUUUUGAAUUUAAAUAUUCUUGAUGAAGACAGCAAGACAACAUAAAAAUGUAAAUGUGAUAAAAGUGGGUGUAUUUGCCGAUUGGCAUCUAAAAAACUAUCCUGAGGACAUCAUUUUAGUUUGGGCAGUUUUUCAAAUCCAUAAAGUUCCCAUAAGAAUUAAAUUACUGGGACUGGGUUCCGAUUUCCACAUUAUAAAUGUUAAUGUAAAGUUAGCAGAUAGGCAGGCUGUGUUGUAGUGCUUAAGAAUAAAAUCCUAUUGUUACCAAUGUAUGAAAGGUAUACAAACCAUUUGAAUUACAAUUAUAUUUGCUUCUCAAACGUGUGUGUGUGUGUGUGUGUGUGUGUGUGUGUGUGUUCUCCCACUAGAUUGUUGGGACACUAUUAAUUUUAUUCAUGUCCUUAACAGGAUGUGAUUGGCUGUACGCAAGAGAUGGACUUCAUACUUUGGCCUCGGAAUGAUAUUGAGAAGAUAGUCUGUCUUCUGUUUUCUAGGUGGAAGGGAUCGGAUGAUGAGCCCUUUAGGCCUGUUCAGGUAUGAUACAGGUCCCAGGCAGAGUGCUACUAAAACCCAAAUAAGCCAUUAGCACUUUUAAUGAAUACCACUUUUUCUUUAUGGUGGUUAUAGUGAAUUGUGGUAUAUUUUUGUAAUCAUUAAGGUGUUUGUAUGAUUACAAAAGCAGAAUGUUGCCACUGAAUGUACCUAAGCAGAUGUUUUGAAGUUGCUUAGUUUAUUUUGUCUCUUGAUUGGUAAACUUGCCAGAAGCUUUUACCAAUAAGUAUGGAGUACUGCGUCUGCGAUAGUCGUCAUUUUUGUUUACAUAAAGUUAAAUAUGGGGUUCUUCAAAUGUACUGCCAUUAGAAAAGGGGGAGAUACUGACGUAAUAAUCAGUCUAAUUUAAACUAUAUCUCCAUUAGCCAUAAUUUCAAGUUGUACCUGAGAUUUUUCUAUUCUGCACUUGGAUGCAUUGCAUAUGUGAACCUUGACUUUAGAUUGGUGUUCCUUGAACAUAUUUUAUUUAAACCUUUUUGUUAACAUAUUCCCCACCCCACCCCACAGGCCAGGUUUGAAUUUCAUCAUGGUGACUAUGAAAAACAGUUUCUGCAUGUACUGAGCCGAAAGGACAAGACUGGAAUUGUUAUCAACAACCCUAACCAGUCAGUGUUUCUCUUCAUUGACCGACAGCACUUGCAGGUAGCCAUCUCCCAGUGCAUACCUGUUUUUCCUUAUGCUCUUGUUUGCCUCUUUUCUAUUAUUUAACAGCUGUCUGCUUGGCUUCACUACAGUCAAGAGGUACACAUACAGCCAGUUUUGUCAUGACAGAAUGCUAAAUGAUCAGCAUUCCUUUUCUAUGGCAUAAUGUGCAAUAUGUUCCAAACAGUAAGUUUGUGGGAUAUACUUUAUAAGUAUUGAGUUGCUCUGCCUUGAGUGCAGUGAAGCCAUCUGAUUGGGUGUAUUUCUAUUAGAUUUCUGCUCGUCCGCUUUUGAAACAAUAAGGAUUUGUAUAUGUACUUAAGCGAGAAAAGAUGGUACAGGUCCCCAGCUGGAGAAGGCAGAUUUUAGAAAUCUGGUGAUCAAUUUAUAUAUUCAGCAAGCAUCAUAAAUUCUUUGCUAUGCUUUUAUGUUGCGCCACCAUUAGUUUCAUUUUCUGUUGCUUUUGAAAGGAUGAGUUGAGGCAAUAUGUGACGUUUGUUUUUACACACAGUGCUGUUUAUAUAAUAUACUCUGUCCUGAAAUAAUUUAUGUAUCUCUUUCCAGACUCCAAAAAACAAAGCUACAAUCUUCAAGUUAUGCAGCAUCUGCCUAUAUCUGCCACAAGAGCAGCUCACCCACUGGGCGGUUGGUACCGUAGAGGAUCACCUCCGUCCUUACAUGCCAGAAUAGGGUACUGGCCAGCAAAAUGGGGAAGAUCACAGAAUGCAGGAGUGCAGUUUUCACUUUUCUCACCAUUUAUUCUUUCGGAAUAGAAGAAAAUGGACACAUGUUCAGAACACUAUCCAUCGUGGAACUUGAUCAUCCUGGAUUGUUUUCUUUUAUCAUUUGUAUCUCAGAACUUUUAAAUUUUUUUUUAGAUGUUUUCUGCAUGGACCUUGUGAAAGAGAAUGCUCUGCAUAUUUCUGCAUUGUAUGAGCAUCCUACCAAAAUGUGAAACGAAGGGACUGUUAUACACUGAAAGAAAUGUAUCUGAGAGCACAAAGUGAUCAUAUAUGGUGGUGUUCCCAUUUGUGCUGGUCAUGUCCCCUAAUAUCAGUAUUCAUAGGGUGAAGAAUGAAUGUAAUGGUGUGAAAGCCAUAAGCUUUGCUGUUAACACGAUUGUAUCAGGUUCAUGAAUAGGUCUAUGGCUUGUUACAGUAGAUGGCUAAAUGUGGGAAAGAAAUCUUUUAAGGAAAAAAGAGCAUCUCAUUUGGUGUAGGCAUUAAUUGCCUCUUUUAUUUUGCUUGGCCUUGUUUGAGUUUCCUGGCAUUCUCACUUUCGGAUCUCUUUCCCCAGUUUGCUGUGUAACUAAAUGUAGAGUGUUCUGUUGAGUUGAAUACAUUUUUACAGACCUGGAGUCUGAAGUAGCCUAAAGCAGCUAAAUUUAAGAUAGCAGCUGCAGAAACCACGUUGGCAGAGGAUUAUUAUUUUUUUCCUGACAGUUGACUUGUGAACUGUAGGAAAUACUGGUUUCCAAAACAUUUCUUAUGGAAGACCCUCUGAGGUUCUUUUUUGGGGGGAGGGGAGGAAUAAAGCAGUUGUGGAUUUAAUUGUAAAAUAUUGUUUGGAGUGUCAAAGUUGGUUUUGACAGAACAUAUUUUGUUUAAGAUUGUGCAAUGAACAUAAGGAAGACUACUGUAUAGCUUUGGCAAAGGAAGCUUUGCUUAAAGGGUUGAGUAAUUUGACUGAAGUAAAUCUGUAUAAGCCUACUCCCUUUGGGUAAAACUAGUGCUUAUCUGUUUAAAAAAAUCUGUAUUUAGCUUUUGUUUGGAAUUGGAAAAAAAUUAAAAAAAAACAAAUUAGGUGACCAAAGACUUCUACGUUCAUUUAUUUUAAAAACUUGUAGACACUAGCUUAUGACAUGUCAUAGCCAACUUUAGGUAGACAAGUCUUUGCAUAUGACAACAGUUAGAUACAUCAAAGCGUAUCGUAUGCAAAAUAAGCUGGAGAUACCAAUUCAAAAUCUAUUGGCAGUAACAAUAAAUUAAGUUUCCUGGUUU